AUGAGGAGUGCAGCCAAGCCCUGGAGUCCAGUCACCAGAGUGGGAGGCCGUGGGGUGGACCGCGUGCGACCCCUCCCCGCCCCCCCUCCCGGCAUGAAGAGCUCCAAGUCGUCCACCUCGCUGGCAUUUGAGUCCCGACUCAGCAAGCUCAAGCGGGCCAGCAGUGAGGACACGCUCAACAAGCCAGGCGGUGCCGCCGCUUCUGGGGCAGCUCGACUGAAAAAGACGUCCACGUCCGGGGCCGUCUCCGAACUCGCGGAGAGCCGCCUGAGGGGCCCCCCAGGGGCUGGGGCAGCAGCCAAGCGGACAGGCAUUCCCACCCCUCGAGAACUCGCGGUAGCUGUCUCGAGAGAGAGAACGCUGCCACGCGGUCCCUCCAACUCCAGGAAAGCGGUAUCCAGCCCCACCUCUUCCAGCACGCCCACCCCCACCAAGCACGUGCGGGCCACUCCCACGAGACCCAGGCCGGAGCACGAAGACGCAGAGAAGGCCGCGCUCGAGUCCCAGGUUCGGGAACUCUUGGCAGAAGCCAAAGAGAAAGAUGGUGAAAUUAACAGGCUCCGAAGUGAACUCAAGAAAUGGAUGGAGAAGUGGACUCAGAACACCGAAGGGGCUGACGCUUUGGACCCAAGUGUGGACGGAGCGUCAGUCUUGCCGGGUGACUCGGAGCCUUUGAUCAGAGCCCUCGAGGAGAAGAACAAGAACUUCCAGAAAGAGCUCGCUGAGCUUGAGGAUGAAAACCGGGCCUUGAAGGAGAAACUGACUUAUUUUGAGCAUUCCCCAAAUUCAGAGGGGGGAGCGAGUCACACGGGGGACAGCAGCUGCCGGACGUCGGUAACUCAGGAGUCCAGCUUCGGGAGCCCGAUGGGAAAUGAGUUGUCGGGUGAAAUGGACGUGUGUAAAAAAGGCCCACACGAAGGUGUGUUGCGGACGUCGGGCUCUUCGAGCAGUGAUGUCACCAAGGCUUCCUUGUCCCCGGACGCCUCCGACUUCGAGCACAUCCCAGCAGACGCCCCUCCGGGGCCCCUGUCCCCCGCCGGGAGCCUCGUCAAGAGCUCCAGGUGCUUGGCGGCUGGCAGCUCCCCGCACACCGCGAGCGAGCUGUCCCUGGCGUCCCUGACGGAGAAGAUCCACAGGAUGGAAGAAAACCACCACAGCACUGCCGAGGAGCUGCAGGCCACGUUGCAGGAGCUGUCGGACCAGCAGCAGAUGGUGCAGGAAUUGACGGCUGAAAACGAGAAGCUGACGGACGAGAAGACGCUCCUGGAAGCGUCCUUUCAUCAGCAUCGGGAGAGGGCGGAGCAGCUGAGUCAGGAGAACGAGAAGCUGAUGACCCUCCUGCAGGAGCGAGUCAAGAGUGGGGAGCUCAGCACCCAGGAAGGAAAAAUCCUGGAGCUGGAGCAGAAUUGCACGGAGAUCCUGGAGCAGGGCCGCUUCGAGCGGGAGAAGCUGCUCAACAUGCAGCAGCAGCUGACCUGCCGUCUGAGGAAGGGCGGGGAGGACCGGGGGGCUCUGGAGACAGUCCGGCUCCUGGAGGAGGAGAACGGGGAACGGACCACCUUCCUGGAGCCGGAACGGCGCGACAGCGGGACCAUGGCCGAGACCCUGGAGGAGUGUCGGGUUCCCUUGGAAGGGCUCAAGGUGGAGAACGGGUCUCUGAAGGCGCACCUGGAGAAUGAGAAGCCUAAAGCCAUAGAGACCAGCCCCCCAGGGCACACGGCCGAGGGCUGUGAGGUUCAGGAAAUGUUGACAGUGGCCCGAGCCGAGAAGGAACAGCUGGAACAGUCCUGCGCGGAGCUCAGACAGGAACUGCUGAAGGCACGUGGUGAGGUUAAGCGUGUCUCAAGCCUGCUGUCCAAGGUGGAAAAGGAUUAUUCUUACUUGAAGGAGAUAUGCGAUCAUCAGGCAGAACAGCUGAGCAGAACCAGCCUGAAGCUGCAGGAGAAAGCGUCGGAGAGUGACGCGGAGAUUAAAGACAUGAAGGAGACCAUCUUCGAGCUGGAGGACCAGGUGGAGCAGCAUCGAGCCGUCAAGUUACACAACAAGCAGCUCAUCAGUGAGCUGGAGAGCAACGUGAUGAAACUGGAGGAACAGAAGUCGGACCUGGAGAGGCAGCUGAAGACGCUGACAAAGCAGAUAAAGGACGAGACGGAGGAGUGGCGGCGCUUCCAGGCUGACCUGCAGACAGCGGUGGUGGUGGCCAACGACAUCAAGUGCGAGGCCCAGCAGGAGCUGCGUGCUGUCAAGCGGAGGCUGCUGGAGGAGGAGGAGAAGAACGCCCGGCUGCAGAAGGCCCUGGGGGACGCGCGGGCCCGCGGCAGCUCCAUGGUCUCUGUCAGCUAUAGCAGAGCAGGUGGUGGAAGAGAGGCCGCCCAGCCCUUGCCAUGAUGGGAAACCACAGCCAUUUCUUUGUGAAAGGGGGAAUGUGUAGAGGAGAAAUAACCUUUUGAUAAAGAACCAAACGGUCUCCUUAGAACAGCCACUGUUGCCCAGUCAUUGUCAUCAAGUCUCUUUACCUUUUUUUUUGUUUUCUUUUUGCAUUUUGGAGUCAACUCUGCACAAAGAUGAUCCUUCCCUCUUUUUUUUUCUUUAUUCUUCACAGAAGAUUCAGCAGUCUUUUGUUUGGAGCACGAAAUAAAGUUGUUCUGCAAAACAAAGUCUGUCGUGAAAAAAUUUUUGAGAUGCAGCCAGAGUGCUGAGCGAGGGCCGUGGCGUUGCACGUGCAGAGUGAACACAGCCCAGGCUGUGCUUUACUUUUUUGGAGUUUACUUUUAUGUUUCCUUUUGAAUACAGUGUCUGAUAAGCUUGGAAUUAACACUGUUUUAGGUGAAACAGGAAACCAUCUGCAUGACGUCUCGUUCUGAAGAAGUUAGAAAGUUCUGCUUCCUCUGUGUCCAGUCUUGAUUUCACCUUUUCCAGCUGGAGUCUGACUUCCUUAAGCUUGUCUGAAACAAGCCACCACCAUGUUUUGGGCUGAUUUCCAAAAUCUCUUUGGGGUUCAAUAUGCAUCGAUGUUUGCUUGCUCAUGAAGGAUGUAGUUGAAUCAGAUAAGCUUCUGUGGGGACGAUGCUAAUUGGAAUUGAACUGAGAACUAACGAACAACGACAAAAGCCUCGUGAAUAAAACUCACCCUGGAAAUCUAAAGACUUUUUCAAUCCGGAAGCAUAUAACUCAGAGGGAUCCCAGAUUCAAAGUGUGACUUGAAACUCUUGGAAGUACGUAUGUUUGUUAAGAUCUGGGUCCAGUUCAGCAACCUCCCUCAGGCAGAACUCAUUGCAGCUCUCAUGUGAAGAACUUCUAGGCCAUUAGCUACGUCAUCAGGAAGGUGAGACAAGAUGGGAUCCACGGAAAAUCAGGAACAGGAAAGCCCUUUAACUCAGGAGAACAUUGUGAGUGUCAAACGAGAGAGCACAGAGUCACUAGAAAAAUUCGACUUGGUGACAGAAAGAGGAGAGGUCGACGUCCUCUCUGUAAAAAUAGUUCUGACACUUGCUGGAGUUAUCCUAGUGGGACAGGAAUUUAUAUACUGGGAGAUCUUUACCUCGGACUGAGAAUCGUUAGGAUGAUAUAAAACUCAUUUGCCGGGUGUUUUCAAAUACAAACAAGAAAAAGGCAAUCUCAGCUUCAAAUGCACAGCUGUCUCUGCCCCACAUAUUUUGAUCUUUCUCUGGGGACUGUCGAGUAUUUUUAUAUGUAAGCGUUUAUGAAGUGCUAAAUAAACAUGUCAUUAUUUCGAA
This is a messenger RNA of Lagenorhynchus albirostris (white-beaked dolphin), 3737 nucleotides long. It is a transcript of the gene SPECC1, whose product is annotated as sperm antigen with calponin homology and coiled-coil domains 1. The transcript has 7 exons. The record is from RefSeq and is a predicted model, not a curated record. Gene Ontology annotation, molecular function: protein binding. Gene Ontology annotation, biological process: actin cytoskeleton organization. Gene Ontology annotation, cellular component: filamentous actin; microtubule organizing center. The coding region runs from base 1 to 2388 and encodes 795 amino acids. NCBI's taxonomy places the organism in Eukaryota, Metazoa, Chordata, Mammalia, Artiodactyla, Delphinidae.